Molecule: messenger RNA, 2022 nt
Organism: Arachis stenosperma
Lineage: Eukaryota; Viridiplantae; Streptophyta; Magnoliopsida; Fabales; Fabaceae
Exons: 6
Coding region: 1-2022 (673 amino acids)
Molecular function (GO): protein dimerization activity
Source: RefSeq, a predicted model, not a curated record
AUGACAUGGGAGCUGCAGGUGUCAAGUCCAUUUUGUGGCCGUCGAACACGAUUUAGAGUGGAUCUCCACUUCGCGGUCGUCCUCUCUGAGUUGGACCUGCGUAUUUCUGGAACGAUUUCUGGACGUGUAUAUUUUGAAAGUUAUGGUGCUUGUGAUGACGUUGAAAGGGAAUUUGAUGAGAUUGAACGUAAUGAGAUGCGACAACAACAAGCAUCAAGAAUUCCAACACCUAGCUCUAGAAAGGGAGUUGGAAAACAAGUCAAGGGAUUACAAUCCUUUUUUCCACCGGCAGCAACACCUGGAGCUCAACCAAGUAUUAAAAGUGUUCUCCAAAGCAAAGAAAUUGUGGAGAAGUGUGAUAUUGCUAUUGCAAGAUGGAUGAUGGAUGCCUCUGUGCCAUUCAAUGCGGUUAAUUCAGCUUAUUAUCAGCCGAUGAUUGAUGCUAUUGCAAACAUGGGUGCAGGGUAUAAAGGGCCUAAUUACCAAAGAGUUCGUGGAUAUUUGUUGAGUAAAUUGGUUGAAGAUGUAAAGAAGAUGAUUGAAGGUUAUCGUGUGAUUUGGAAACAAACUGGAUGUACUAUCAUGGCUGAUGGAUGGACUGAUCGUUGUAGACGUACUUUAAUUAAUUUCUUAGUUUAUUGCCCUAAAGGAACUAUUUUCCUAAAGUCAGUUGAUGCUUUUCAUAUCUCGAAAACUGCUGAGGCUUUGUUUAAGUUGCUUAGGGAUGUUGUGUUAUUUGUUGGUCCUGAGAAUGUUGUACAUGUAGUGACGGAUAAUGCUGCAAAUUACGUUGCUGCUGGAAGGUUGUUGGAAUCGGAGUUUCCUAGAUUGUAUUGGUCUCCUUGUGCGGCACAUUGUAUUAAUCUGAUGUUGCAGGAUAUUGGGAAGUUUGUGGAAGUGACUGAAACUGUGUCACAAGCUUCAAUGAUUACGAAAUAUAUCUAUAAUCACUGCCAUCCUUUGUACUUGAUGAGGCAGUUCACAGGCGGCCGAGAAAUACUUCGUCCAGCUCCAACUCGAUUCGCCACUAAUUUUAUUGCUUUGCAAAGUAUUUUGGCUCAAAAGGAUGCAUUGAGAGCUAUGCUUACGGAGCCACUUGUUCAUGUAUUGCGUAUUGUGGAUAGUGAAGAUAGAGCUGCAAUGGGUUUCCUUUAUCAAGCUAUGUAUAAGGCUAGGGAAGACAUGGUGAAGAGGUUUCAAAAAAGAAAGAGGGUUGUUGAACCUUAUUUGAAGAUUUUAGAUUCACGUUGGGAUUUACAACUUAAAAGAAACCUUCAUGCUGCUGGUUAUUGGUUAAAUCCAGCUUUUCGAUUUAAUUAUGCAGAAUUUGACAAGCACAAAGACACAAUUUCUGGCCUACUAGAUGUGAUUGAGAGGUAUGCUUACGGUGAUGCUGAUUUGAUUACUAAAUUGACAAGUGAGAAGAGAAUAUUUAAGAAUGCUGAAGGAGACUUUGGGAGACAGUCUGCAAUACGUGAGCGAAGCACUGUGAUGCCUGAUCAAUGGUGGGAAUCUUAUGGAUGUGGAGCACCAAACCUGCAAAAGUUAGCAAUUCGUGUUUUGAGUCAAACUUGCAGUUCUUCAGGUUGUGAGCGUAACUGGAGCAUUUUCGAACACAUUCACUCAAAGAAAAGGAAUCGGUUAGAGCAUCAAAAGCUUAAUGAUCUUGUUUAUGUUCAUUACAACUUAAGGCUACAACAAAGGAACCGAAUGAGAAAGCAAAGUUAUGAUCCAAUUUGUCUUGAUGCAUUUGAGGAUCAUUCGGAAUGGAUAAUGGAAGAUUCACCACCAUUUUUAACUCCUGAAGAAGUUGAUGCUUUACGGAAUGAUCUUGCAAAUAUGUCUCUUCAAUCAACUUUAGAUGAUUUGGAUGAAUUGAAUCUGGAAGAUGAUCGAGAUGAUGGUGAAGCUAAUAAUACUUCUGUGAAAAAUGCAAAUCAGAAUGAAACCAAUCAGGAUGUAGCUCCAGAUUUGUUAGAUGAAGAAAGAUUUCCAGACUUUGAAGUUACUCCUUGGAUAUAA